Messenger RNA from Dreissena polymorpha, 3494 nucleotides. RefSeq names its product parathyroid hormone/parathyroid hormone-related peptide receptor-like. Gene Ontology annotation, molecular function: peptide hormone binding; G protein-coupled peptide receptor activity. The record is from RefSeq and is a predicted model, not a curated record. Lineage: Eukaryota; Metazoa; Mollusca; Bivalvia; Myida; Dreissenidae. Gene Ontology annotation, biological process: adenylate cyclase-modulating G protein-coupled receptor signaling pathway; cell surface receptor signaling pathway. The transcript has 15 exons. The coding region runs from base 757 to 2247 and encodes 496 amino acids. Gene Ontology annotation, cellular component: plasma membrane.
CAUUUAUUUCAUUUUCCAAACCAGAGUGUUUAUUUUGCUCUUUCUCACCUUUGUCGAUUGGCUGUAAGAAAAUUACCGCCUUUGAAACCUGUUAUUCAUUGCGGUCUUUGGGAUAUAUUUAUUUCGAUACGAUGUGGUGCAGUGAAUAUUAAUGUACUUGUGCGAUUGUUCGCUUAACAUUUCUGACAGGGUGACAUAUGCCAAUCGGUCGUAAAGUGAAUACAACGUUAUUUGGGAAGAUUGUGGACGAUUUUUAUGUGAACGUUUUUUUAUGAAUUCAUAUAUCGGUUCUAUAGUGGUUAAAAUAAGUAGUAUUUGUUACUUUAAACAAGCUGCAUUAAUUCACUCACGCUUGUACGAUUGAACUUUGGAUGGGCUUAAAAUAUUGAGACGCGUCAAGCGAAAAAGGUGAAAUCGAGGUAUUGUUGUUAAAAUCACAAAACUACAGAGAAUUUUUAAAAAUUAUACCGGUAUAAUUUGACAAUACAGUAAUUUAUAUUCCAAAGCCAUAGUGGUAAAUUAUAAAAAUAACAUUGCCACUGAUCAGCGACAGUCUAACGGAUGUGAACAAUAAAUAUAGACAAAUCUAUCGGAUUUUCAUUCAUGCGAAAUUCGAUUCCGACACGUUCAACAUGUAUUCGAUGUAAAAGGGCCACAGGACAGGAUUUUCGUUUACAUGAAAGAGGAAUGCAACCAUAUCUUACGGAAACAGUACUUAUUUCAUUCGGGCCAUGAACAAUGCGAAUUGACUAAAUUAUGUCGGUAGCCGUGGUCAGCAGUGAAGAGCAACGGAAGUAUCUUCUGGAGCAAGAGGCGCAAUGUUACACAACACACUUUCUGCAAGAAAACAAAACUUACGGUGACACACAAUGCCCACCUACAUGGGACGGUGUUCUAUGUUGGCCCGCCCUGGACAAUGGUUCGACGGCCCGUUUGCCGUGUCCCAGUUACGUGAGUGGUUUCAAUUUGGCAGCUUCAGCGUAUAAAACCUGCACGAGCAAUGGCACAUGGUAUGUUAGGCCCGAUCUGAACGAGACCUGGACCAACCUGACGUUGUGCAUGACGGAGAAGAACGAGAACCAGUACGAGCAAGUGCCCGCAAUUAUCGCGGAGCACAUGCCUCGCAUACGGCUGAUGUACAACAUAGGGUAUGGAAUAUCGCUGGCAUCUCUCAUUCUCGCCGUUACAAUCAUGAUCUAUUUCAAACGUCUCCAUUGUCCCCGCAACACCAUCCACAUCAAUCUAUUUGUCUCGUUCACGCUGCGCGCUAUCAUCUCAUUCGUCAAGGAGAAUGCGCUCGUCAAUGGCGUCGGCUUCAGCAUCGACGUGACUCAGACUCAGGAAGGCCAGACUGUGUUUUUGGAAGACAGUAGUCAUUGGCAAUGCAAGACAUUUUUCUCCCUCUUUAACUACAUCUUGUGCGCCAACUACAUGUGGAUUUUCACGGAAGGGAUUUACCUUCACAUGCUCAUUACGGUCGCCAUGUUUUCGGAAAAAUCUGGGGUGAAGAAACUUGUGAUCUUCGGCUGGGGCGCACCGGCGUUGUUUGUGGUGCCGUGGGUCAUCGUUCGGGCUUUGUUGGAGGAUGUGCUGUGUUGGAACACACACCCGACAAAUGGUUAUUUCUGGUUAAUACGGGGCCCGAUUGUCGCUGCCAUGGGGAUCAACUUCAUCAUAUUCUUGAAUAUCAUUCGUGUUUUGUUCACGAAGCUAACAGCCUUCAAUACACCUGACACUAACAAAUACAGAUACAGCGACGGACUCUGGAAGUUAGCAAAAUCGACUCUGGUCCUUAUUCCCUUGUUCGGCGUCCACUACAUCGUGUUUAUUGGUCUCCCUGACAACGUUGACGAAACAACGGAACUCGUCAAACUUUACUACGAGAUGUUCUUCAAUUCCUUCCAGGGAUUUCUUGUCAGCUUACUGUUUUGCUUUUUGAAUGGAGAGGUCCAAUCAGAAAUACGAAAAAAGUGGUAUCGUUUCGCACUGAGACGAGGUGGCAGUUCGUUCAAAAGAAGCGCCCGUGAUACAAUGACUUCCUUUAUAUCACAUCACCGAGCGUCGUCUGCGAGCUCUGACGCGCGAGAUAUACCGAACGGAAAAUCGACAAUACACAAGCCGGCACCAAAACGCCUAUCAAACAAUGGCCUGAACGGUCAUGCUUUCGAGGCGGGGAACGGUGAUAAUGAAAGUAACUCUAUGGUCAAAAUGACUUCAAAAGAUACCAAUAUAAAGGACACUGCGUAAGAAGAACGUGAUCCGAUAUUAAACGACACUAUAUCUGAUGAUGAUAUUGAUAUUAUGUCUGAAGACCUUGUGUAAAGAUAACAGAAAUGGUUGACAAUAAUGUGGAUCCAACAAUUAUCGUCGUUUAUACGAAGAUAGAAUAUACUCUUUAUGUUUUUAAUUGUGGUCAACACAAGUGUUUUGAUUUAUAAAAAAGGGAUCUAUGUGGAAAACAUGGAAUGCAAUGUGCAUUAUUUUGAAGAUGUAGACCAUAUAGCCUGUGAUUUCGUAUCACCGCAUGGUAUACAAGAAACUGUACAUUUCAACAUAAGCCAGUGUUGACUUAAAUACCUGAAAUUGUGAACAAAACUUUAAAUUGACUGGGUGAGUGUAACCACAUGUGCAAAUUUAUCUGUCGCGAGAUAUAUGUUGGAAAAGAGUAGCUGUGAUAUUUGCAUAAACAGUUUAAAUGAGUUGUAUAUGUUCGACAGGAAAUAUCUUUAUUUAAGUACAUGGCCACCAUUUGAAACAUACUAUAUACGUAGUAAAUUGGUGCAAAUCGUACUUGUCGUAGACAAAUUGUGUGAUAAAUUACUCAUUAUUACUCAUGAUAUCUAGCACAAUGUAGUAAACUGUUGUGAAUGGCAACUUACAAAGAUAAUGUUUAUUUAUCUGAUACCGGUUGUUAAGAUAAAGAUAAUCCAUCAUUUGUGACGUAGAUAAAUAUGAACUCCAAUGAUUUAGAGAAAUAUAUAAAAGAAGCGGUAAGGUAAUAUAAAUUUUUACUAAUGUUUUACUAAUGUAUGAACAACUCUGUUAAAUAGCGAUGUAUAACCAGUACACACGCUUUACCAUAUUGGAAAUAGUCCAAGACCUUUAGUAUGAUUGAAUGUCACGAAAUAUAAGUCUUCUCAUCACGCAUGAUUCUAUAUGAUAUAGACCACAAAUAACAGGAAAGUGCCUGAAGAUCCUGGCUUAAUGCCGAACAGAAAUACACACACACGCACACCUAUAUGCGUUUGAGGCAUAAGAUUGUAUUGUCACUUGUUUUCAAAACGAAUACGAAGGCAUUUGCAAGUGAAACGUGUAUGAAUUAAAAGUAUUUACAUAUUGUAGAUAUCAUGACUUUCUGGACCCUACAUACCAGUGUUGUAUGAUAUAUUAUUUGUUGUUAGAAAAAGUUUUUGUUAAGUACUGAUUUAUAUUUUAAUUAUUGUACGUAUUUAUUUAUUUACAGACAUAUAUGUAGUAAAAAUUAUAAACUUCAA